Molecule: messenger RNA, 2659 nt
Organism: Vitrella brassicaformis
Lineage: Eukaryota; Vitrellaceae
Source: the annotation of a GenBank genome assembly
GACCUUCUCUUGCGCCAUGUCAGAGUGGAUCACCAGCAAACUGCGGAGGCGGCAAAACAACUGCCAGAGGACGCCACACCUGCCCUCACUCAGCUGGUUCCCCUACUAUCGAUGAUCUCCUCCACACGCCCAUCCUCCACACCACCACCACCAACACUCGACGAUUCCGCCAGCGUCAGCAUCUCGUGGUAGGCCGUCACACCCGCCCCUUCUCUGCCCUUGUGGCCUUCUGCCGUGGUGAAGGGCGGCUGAGCGGCGAAGAAGUCCCUGGCCAUGCGGACCUUGUCGAAGCGCACGUUGUAGAACCUGUCAGUGGGGGCGAGGCGGUUGUCGGGGUGGCCCGUGACCUCCUGACGGCCGGAGGGGCCGUGCUGACGGAGCCACAGAGACAUGGGAGGUAGGCUGGUAUGCAGGCAGGCAUGCAGGCAGGGUACCUGGCUGAGUGAGGUGCCACUGAGGGCAUAGGCGGUGUGGUAGAAGUCUGGAGGCCUGCAGACAGACAGACAGACAGACAGACAGAAAGGGACAGGUGGGCGUGGGUGGCAUGGCGUAUGUGAGUGACUGCAUGCCCAUGCCCAGGCUGGGCAAGACUGUCUGUCGUGUCGAUCAGCUCAGCUUACUUGCCAGGUUUGUCUCUGAGGAGCCCCCGGGGGUCUUGACAGCACAGGAAGACAUAAAACUGGUCAACACAACCAUCAGUGAGUGACACACACACACACACAGACAACAGCCGCAUGUGUGUCUUGCUUGUGUCUGCAGGCAGGUGUCUGUACGCACCGACCGACCUGUAGGGCCAUAGGGCUUAUCCAAUAGUGCGACGGAGGCACAUACUCCCCACACUGACCAUUGACCGAACCAGUCAACCAACCAACACAUGGAUGAACGAACGAACGGGUGGAUGAGUGAGUGGUGAUGUGAUGUGCUGUGCUGGGGUGUGGUGUGGUGCAUAGGACAUACACACCUGCCUCAACGCCUCGUGGACCACGGGAAGGAUGCCACCCUGACAGAAGAUGGAUGCCGUGUCUGUGCGAGCAUGGCUAUGCAUUCAUUCGGUCCGCCUUUCUGUCUGUCUGUCUGCCUGACUGACUGACCAGCCAGAACGAGUAGCACGAGUCCACCAGCUUGUUGGUCCGGCCCUGGAAAUGCACAUCAGAUCCAGAAUCGCACCGGCGUCUGUGGCCUUUCUUUCCCCCGUGUGUGAGUGAAUUAAAUUUGUGACCUGGAAGCCCCCUUCGACGCUCAUCUGCCGGUGACACGCCCAAUCCUGCACACACACACACACACACACACACACACGGACAUGCAGAUGAGGAAAAUGUUGGCAAAGCAAACAGAUCCCAUCCCCGGUGGAUUGGAUUGGAUCGGGCCCCACGCACCAGUAGUCUGUGCAGGUUGAGGUGCUGAGCCUGUCCGAGAAUGGUGAGUGCGGCCAGGCCGCAGUAGGUGUAGCCACCGUGCGACUCGGAACCUGGCUCCGACGCUAUCCCGCCGUCCCAACGCUGGCAACUGCCACACACACACACACACACACGCGUCCACAGACCAGAUCCCCGUAUGUGUGUGUGUGUACAUGGAAUGGAUAGAUGGAUGGAUGUGGGGGCCCAUUGUGCUGCUUACGCUGCGAUGUGUUGGGGUAUGCCGUCGACGAGCUCGUCAGUUAGCAAGUGCAGCAUCGAGGCGGUCGCUAUGGCGCAGUACACACCCCUGAAUGAAUGAAGAUGCAAUGAAUAGCUAUCUGAUGUGUGUGUGUUGUGAGCAGAGCACAUCGGUAGGUAGGUACCUCAUGUCGCUCUCCCCUCCCUCGUGCAGGUCGAACCCCCCCCUCUGGACAUUCUUGACACGCAUCAGAAAGGAAUACAGACGACCCCUGACACACAUACAUACAUACACACACCCAUCCACUCUCUCUCUCUCUCCCCUGCCAUCCCCUGCCGUGAGAAUGCCCCGCCCCACCCACCCACCGUCCUGCACCUGUCCACACAUCUGUAAGCUUCCUCCCCGCCGAUGACCAUGAGUGCGGCCACACAGGCGUAUGUGGGCGCGAGGUGCGCCAGCUGACCUGGCCCGCCGCCAAAGCCCCCAUCAGGGUGCUGACACCGUGCCAGGAACGACACCACACUGCAUGACACACACAAACACAAACCCAAACACAAUGCCUGACGGACGAUGGACACACAGGCGCCCUCCUUGCUGACUGAUGUGAUGGUUACUUUACUGACUUCCGUUUGGUGGCGUCAUCGAGUUGAUAGUUGAGGAGCUCCAGUGAGUGUGUGAUCCAAAAGACGAACCAGCCCCGGGAGGCGUCGAGGCCGCUCAUGCACGCCGGCAGCCGCGUGAGCCCCUCCAUAAGGCACGGCAGCAGACGGUCGCGGUGCAGACGGAUGCUGACACACAUGCACCACACAGGCACACGCAGGCACACCGGCCAUGGGAAUCGCCUCUCUCUUGCAACAAACCCCGUGGCCUCACUCACAGAACUCACAAGGUGGUUCCUCCAACUUGGUUGUCGGUGUUGAUGAAGUUCCUGAAGAGGGCCACACAGAUGUCCUCGAUGGCUUUCUGCUCGUCAGACGUCCUCGUCGAGAUGCCGUCGUCCACUGGCGGAGCUGCACCACCACCAGCACCGCGGCCAGACGAAGAUCCACGGUGGGAACUCAUC